Myxocyprinus asiaticus (Chinese sucker) is the source of this 4087-nucleotide messenger RNA. RefSeq names its product DNA damage-inducible transcript 4-like protein. Gene Ontology annotation, cellular component: cytoplasm. NCBI's taxonomy places the organism in Eukaryota, Metazoa, Chordata, Actinopteri, Cypriniformes, Catostomidae. The record is from RefSeq and is a predicted model, not a curated record. The transcript has 3 exons. The coding region runs from base 146 to 733 and encodes 195 amino acids. Gene Ontology annotation, biological process: negative regulation of signal transduction.
UGUUAGUGUGUUUGAAUGUCUGUGCUCAAGGGGGACGUGUGCGUGGGACUAGGGGCUAUUUAAAUGUCAUUUCUGAUUAAUUUAUUUUAAAUAUAUAACUGUUUUACAAAGCACUUUAAGACUGUAAACUUAAAGGAUUUACACAAUGGUUGCAACAAGCACGCUAAACAGGAAUUCUGAGUGCCUCUCUGAAUUUGCUAACGGAGGAUAUGACCGAGCUUGUAUCGAUUAUGAAAUGGACUUUUGGGAGAGGUGUUUGUCUGAGCCUUACCUGAGUGCAGAAGUGUGUGAAGAACAGACAUGUCAGCAGCUUGCCCGGCUGCUCGAGGGCUGCCUAGCGAGGUCUAAAGCCAGCAAACUACAAUGUGACUAUGUGCUGGUGCCAGAGACUCUGACCCUGCGGGUGGCAAGGGAUAUGCUCCGUCUGGCUGCGGGGGAACCGUGUGGGUUGCGGGGCUGCAUGCUGGAUGUCCGCCUUGAGCUGGAGGAGCAGCAGCGCCGCUGUGAAAGACUCGAGCGUCUCUCUUGCGAUGCCAGUGUGGUGCCAACUUUUGAAUUGACAUUGGUCUUCAAACAGGAUUGUGGUGGUUGGCCGAGCCUCCGUGACUUUUUACGCAUGGGUACAUGUUUCCCACCUGGCGCCCACCGUGCACUUAAACUCCGCCCUGGAUUUCGGCUCAUUAAGAAAAAGCUGUACACCUCUGCUGCUGGAAUGGUAGUUGAGGAGUGCUGAAUCAGACUUGCUGUGGGAGGGUUGGAGUUGUUGUGGGGUUUGUUUGUUUUUUUGUUUUUUUUUAAGGGUACAAUGAUGCACUAUAAUAGUAUAUAAUGAAUGUAAGAGUCUGCCAGAAGUGCUGCUCACGUUUUUGUAAAAAAAAAAAUAAAAAAAAAAUGUUUUAAUUUUUUUUUUUUUUUACUAUUGAUAUUAGAAAUGUUUAGAUUUUUGGGAGACCAUUGGGAUGAAAUGGGGAGUUGGAUAAUUUGAUAAUGGGGUAUUUACUGUAGUUUGUGGAAGCAUUAAUGCAGGUGUUCAAACAGUGACCUUGACUUUGUAACAGCCUGAUCUGAAAUGGUCUUUUUUUUUUUUUUUUUUUUUUUUUCUCUCAAAUGAAAGGUUUACUUUUCCCAAAUUUUUACUUCACAUUAGAAUCAAUUACUUAUUUGACGUGUUCUUUAGAGUUCCCAAUUAUUUAGAUUUUGAACUUACCACUUAAGUACAGGAAAGCAUUACUCUAAAACUGGCCAUAUUUAUGAAUGUAUUGUGCUUUCUUUGUCUGUGCUCAUGAGCAUGCUACUUUAAUGUAUGGAGUCUUUAAAAUGUUAUCAAGAUUUCCAACAUGUCACUGUUAAACUUGUUAAUGAUCGUUGCCCACUUGUUCUAGUGUUCAUCCUUCCAACUUUGUCACUGAAUACACUUUCAUAUUUUUGCCAGCAGUGCUGUUACAGCAACUGAACAUUUUUCUUUAAAAGUCCCUGAUAUAGGAAGGGGAGAGCCUUGUCUUUUUGACAAACUAUUUUUUCUAAAGUCUUUGACUGAGAAUUUGAUUUCUGCUUCUUUUUGUGGAAAGUGUUUUUUAAAUCUUAGCUUUGGAAUGCAUUGGUGUAGGAAUUAGUCCGAUUUAGAUCGUGUUGUGUGAACCUCUGGAUAGUUUAACUUAUGCUCUAAUGACCAGUGGCACCCUACACAACAGGUAUAAACUUCUGGUCUAAGACCCCUUUUUUUCUAAUUGUUUUCUAAUUGUUAUCUGCAUGGUUUUGUGAAAGACCCUAAAAGUUUGUGGUCACAAAACUGGCAGCAGUUAAGGAUAAAACCAGUAUGCACAGUAUGAUUGCCUAUGAACUCCCUGAAAAGAUUUGCAGCAUUUGUUACAUUUCACACCCUGUGUGUUGGUGAAAAUAGGAAAGGAUGCCAUUUCAUAUGCAACUCUCAAACUUCAUGACAAUCUGUGAAAUUUAAUUUAAGUGGCGCUCAUUGGAGUUUUGACACUGCUUGCUCUGGACUUACAGGGGCAUGUGUUCAGUGUAAGUGUGUAGUAUCAGCAGGAGCAGUUCUUUUCUUUGCAUACUCCUACUGCAAAUGAAUGGAACAGAUGCCAGUAUCCGGUAACCUUGAGACAGAGAAGUGCCUUGUUAAAUAAAAUGUUUGAGGUCAAACAUUGUUUUGAACAAAGAUCCUCUAGUUUAUGUAUUCUUCUCUCUAAAUGGCUAAUAAUUUAAAACAAAAGGAAAUCCUGAGCUUUUAUAAAUUGUGUUCAUAGCCCAAUACCUUCUGAUUGUAGUUCAUGGUUUAAUUAUAGCAAAUUCAGUAUUGAGGAACAUAAAAUUUUUUGGUUUUUUUGUAUUAAAGCAAUGUUCCGGAUUCAAUAUAAGUUAAGCUCAAUUGACAGCAUCUGUGGCAUAAUGUUGAUUACCGCAAAAAUUAGUUUCAAGUUGUCCCUCCUUUUCUUUAAAAAAAAAAAACAAAAAAAAAAAACCUGGAUUUCAGUAAGGCACUUAUAAUGAAAGUGAAUGUGGCCAAUUUCUGGAGGGUUUAAACAGAACUGUGAAGCUUAUAAUAAAAAAACACUUGCAGUAAUUCUUCUGUGAAAACUUGUGUAUUAUUUGAGCUGUAAAGCUGUUUAAAUUGUAAUUUUUACAGUCAUUUUGGGUUUGUUGACAUAUCAUGGUAACAAAGUUGUAAACUUGGCUAUAACUUUACACAGAAAAGGUUAGUAUGUGAUUUUUACACACAUAUCCUUUAUGUCUUGUGGCUAUACUUUUGAAAUGGUGAGUAUUUGUGUUUAAAAAUUGGUCCCCAUUCACUUCCAUUGUAAGUGCCUCACUGGAACACUGAUGUUUGCUUUUUUUAAUGAAAAAAAGGAGGGACGAGUCAAAAUAAAUUGUGAAAAUCAAUAUUAUGCCACAAAUGCUGUCAAUUGAGCUCAGCUUGAUUGAACCCAGAACAUUCCUUUAAACAUUUGAGCAUAUUAAAGUUUGUUAGAGUGAUCUGAUUUGUAAGCAGGGUUGGGGAGUAACAGAAUACAUGUAACUGGAUUACGUAUUUAAAAUACAAAAUAUAAGUAACUGUAUUCCACUACAGUUACAAUUUAAAUCAUUGGUAAUUAGAAUACAGUUACAUUCAAAAAGUAUUUUGAUUACUGAAGAGAUUACUUUGCAUUUUAUUGCCAUUUGUUUCAUUUAAUAUUUAGUCCUUUCAGACUGAAAACAUUUAUACAUAUAAAUGAUGCGAUUCAAAGUGCAUUUGAACAGCGGUGAAACACUUUCUUAUGGUGUUACAUUAAUACGAGCAGACAGAAAUAAGUCUGGAGCAGAAGAAAUAGAAAUAGAAAUAAACCUUGUGUAAAUUGUCAGCUUUACGCUAAGCUAAAAUGCUAUUUCUAGCCAUUUAGCAGGCACGAUCAUAUUUUUUUAUCAAGAAAAUUCAUCAUAAUUUCUUUUUUCUAGUAAGACCUUUGAUAUUUGGGCAAAAAUCAUAUUCUUGAUAAUUCUUUUAUUGUUUUCCUGUAAAAAUAUCUACACAAAACACUGCAUAAGAUAUUUAGGUUUUUCGGAGAAUGUAUUUUUAACGUGUAUUUUGUCUUACUGUACUGGCAGAGUUUUUAUAGUCAAAACAAGAGAAAAAAUCUACCAGUGCUGAAGAAGUAAUCCAAAGUAUUUAGAAUAUGUUACUGACCUUGAGUAAUCUAAUGGAAUACAUAACAAAUUACAUUUUACAGCAUGUAUUCUGUAAUCUGUAGUGGAAUACAUUUCAAAAGUAAUCUUCCCAACCCUGUGUGUAAGAAAGUUAACGGAAGACAUUGGCACACAGCAAAUUACUUGAGAGCCUCAGAAUGCCUGUGUACUGCUUGUUUAUAGAGCUGUGUGGAGUGAAUUCCCAGGCUCAGCGAUUUACUGGCUAGUCAUAUUAUACAAUUAUUUGAACCGUUGUGGCCAGAAAGGAUUGUGACUCAUCUAGGAGUUUCAAAGAAUAUGACAAAAGUUCAGAUUUUAUUCUCUGCAAGUGUAGAAGUGUAUAAUUAUGUACGCUCUGGCAUCUAUUGAAUGAUCUAUUAAAGAGGUCAUGUCAUGAGGAAUCAAAUUUUCCUUG